Messenger RNA from Jaculus jaculus (lesser Egyptian jerboa), 3688 nucleotides. RefSeq names its product serine palmitoyltransferase long chain base subunit 3 (gene Sptlc3). The record is from RefSeq and is a predicted model, not a curated record. Lineage: Eukaryota; Metazoa; Chordata; Mammalia; Rodentia; Dipodidae. Gene Ontology annotation, molecular function: serine C-palmitoyltransferase activity; pyridoxal phosphate binding. The transcript has 12 exons. Gene Ontology annotation, cellular component: serine palmitoyltransferase complex. Gene Ontology annotation, biological process: sphingosine biosynthetic process; ceramide biosynthetic process. Bases 208 to 1815 code for a protein of 535 amino acids.
ACACUGUGACUGGAGUUGAGUAGAAAGGUGAGCAUUAAUGAUCUGGUGAGAAGAUAGGCUGAGACUCUUCUGGACAAGCCUGACUGGCAGGAUUCCUUUAAAAGCUCAGCCCUGAAGUGCUUUAUCCCCAUCUCCUCAGCUACUGGAAAACUAAAGCUCAAGGAGACUUCUGAAGCAGAACCUGCUAAACUCCUACACUUUCCACAAAUGGCUAAUCCUGGAGGUGGUGCUGUUCUCAAUGGAACUGUUCACAGUAAUAAGAAACAGAGCAACAACUCACAAAGCAAAAACUAUGUGAAGAAUGGAAUUCUGAAAGAAGCCCAGCAGAAUGGGAAGCCACAUUUUGAUUAUAAACCUGAUGUCCGAUCCUACGAUGAAGCGCCUAGGCAUGUUUUGUUCCUAACUUACAUGGGAUAUGGAAUUGGAACCCUAUUUGGCUAUCUCAGAGACUUUAUGAGGAAGUGGGGAAUAGAAAAAUGUAAUGCAGCUGUAGAGCGAGAAGAACAAAAAGAUUUUGUGCCACUCUAUCAAGACUUUGAAAAUUUUUUUACAAGAAACCUUUACAUGCGAAUCAGAGACAGCUGGAACCAGCCCGUCUGCAGUACGCCAGGACCUUAUUUUGACCUAAUGGAGAGAGUAACCGAUGAUUACAACUGGACUUUCAGGCAUACUGGAAGAGUCAUUAAAGAUGUCAUCAACAUGGGCUCCUAUAACUUCCUUGGGCUUGGAGUCAAGUACAAUGAAUCUAUGAAGCCAGUAACAGAAGUUUUAGAAAAGUACGGAGUAGGCGUGCCCAGUAGCAGACAUGAAAUGGGUACCUUGGAUAAGCAUAAAGAGCUGGAGGAACUUAUGGCUAAGUUUUUGAAUGUAGAAGCUGCGAUGAUCUUUGGGAUGGGAUUUGCAACCAACUCAACAAAUAUCCCUGCACUCGUUGGAAAGGGAUGCCUCAUUUUAAGUGAUGAAUUCAAUCACACAUCUAUAAUCCUGGGGGCCCGACUCUCAGGUGCAGUCAUUCGGCCCUUCAAACACAACAACAUGGAAAACCUGGAGGCACUCCUGAGAGAAGCUAUCAUCAAGGGUCAGCCUCGAACCGGCAGAGCCUGGAGAAAGAUUCUCAUCCUGGUUGAAGGUAUCUACAGCAUGGAAGGCUCCAUUGUGAAUCUGCCCAAACUUGUGGCUCUAAAGAAGAAAUACAAGGCUUACCUCUACAUGGAUGAAGCUCACAGCAUUGGUUCUUUGGGCCCAAAUGGCCAAGGUGUCCGAGAGCACUUUGGACUGGACCCUGAUGACGUGGAUGUGUACAUGGGCACCUUCACCAAAAGCUUUGCCGCCUGCGGAGGUUACAUAGCUGGGAAGAAGGAGCUCGUGGAUUACAUACGGGUUCAUUCACACAGUGCUGUUUAUUCCGCAUCCAUGAGCCCCCCAGUAGCACAGCAAAUCAUCAGAUCAAUAAAAAUCCUCAUGGGAGAAGAUGGGAACAAUGAAGGGGCGCAGAAAAUUCAGCAACUUGCAGAAAACAUAAAAUACUUCAGACAGAAGCUAAUAGAAAUGGGAUUCAUUAUCUAUGGCGCUGACAACUCCCCCAUUAUUCCUGUGCUCCUUUACAUGCCUGCUAAAGUGUCGGCGUUUUCAAGGCAUCUUCUUAAGAAGAAAAUCGGGGUGGUGGUUGUUGGAUUUCCAGCCACUCCACUUGCAGAAGGUCGGGCUCGGUUCUGUGUUUCAUCCUCACAUACCAAGGAGAUAUUAGACACCGUUUUGGAAGCUGUCGAUAAACUUGGUGAUCUCCUGAAUGUGAAAUACUUGUCAAAAAAGUAGUCAAGAUGCCCUAUAUGCUUCUCUGAGAAAAGCUUUGACGAUGAGACAAGCUUUGAAUAUGAAGACUAAGUUUCGUAAUCCUGAAUGGAACGUAGACUUUGCCAGAAAGACCUUCCUCCUUGCCUCUGAAGGAACAUAGAUUUUCCUCCUUUCUAAGAAUACUUUUGUUUUAUAAGCCAGCUUAGUUGAUCUGAAGGAGGCAUUAUUAUGCUGUUAGUGUCUCUAAUUCAUGACUAUAGAAACAAAAAUACAGUUCCCAAGUUCUUUCUCCUUUCCUAAGUAUUUGCUAGAAACACAUACACACAACACACUUUUCUUAGAAUACUUUUAAUGGCAACAAGCCUAUGUUUUAGCUGCUACUGUGCAGCCUCUUUGGGCCAGACUCUUAUAGAGGUUCCAACCAAAUGAAAGGACUUUGAUUUUUUAACUCAGUAAUCUCCCUAUAUGCUCACUAGUCAUCUGCACACGUGGGGAAGGGUGGUGGUGAAGAGCUAAGUGACUUGCUCCUUCCAUGCAAGUACCAGCCUUAGUUCAUAUGUAUCAUGAGAAGUUCCAGGAAGGGAGGUCAUGAAAUAUUGCUUCUACCAUUUGCCACAUUGGGACGUUUUUUCAAGGACAAGUGUCAAAAGACACAGUUAAUGUUUAGAGAGAGAGAACAGAACUGGACAGCAGCAAGUGGACAUAGUCUUUGGACAAAACUCCUUUUCCUCUUGCUGUUCUACAGUUUUACAGCUCAGCUUUUAAGGCUAGGAAAAUUCAAGACUCUUGUUUCAUAAAGAAGGGGGCAGAAAUCAGGCACAAGCCAAUUCUAAGCAUAGAUUAAAACUGUAAAACUGAAACAACUUGACCAUUGCUGGUGCUGUGCAGAGUGGAUGUUUAGCAUGAAUAGCUUUUAUUAGUUUAAGGAAUAACUUGCCAUUUUCUUGUUGAAUUCUGAGUAAAUGACAAGAUUAAAUUUCCUUUAGAACUCACUCCCAACAUUACACUUGAAGAAUGUACUCAUUCAAGGACAUUUCUGAGCAAAUUCUUUCUGUCUCUUUCAAGACUAUCAUACAGAUGCAGGUCUAUUUAAAAAAAAAAACAAACUACCAUUUGACACAUCUACUCAGAUUUGGUGACAAGUAGGAAUGUAUGCCAUGGUGCAGCUAACUAUAAUUUAUUCUCUCUCUCUUUCACACACACACAUACAAUAUUCCACAAACUUCUCUGAAAAAUUAGUGCUUUGCUAAUUGGUUCUAGUUGGUAUGGAAAAAGCCAGUGGAAAACCUUAUCUUUAACAACCUCCCAGAUGGUGCCCAGACUUGGAAACUCUAAAGAGCAGUGGUGACCUUUUAGCCAAGCUUCUGCAGCAGUUCGAAUGAGUAACAGAACAUUCCUCUCCAUCAAAUGACACUGUAAACAAAUCACUUCAAGUGAGGUUUAGUUUUGUGUGACACAGAUGGGCCCAAGCUUUCAUGCUGUAUGCUGAAAUGGAAAUUCAACCCAUAGCGCAGUGUUGGAUCGAGCAGUACUAAUACUCAUAGUUGUUUGUGAAAAAGUUGAUCAGCCCAUAAAACUUUUUACAGAUUGUAGCCUCACUGAUCUGUAAUUUCUUUUCUUAAAAAGUGGAUCCCAGAGAAAAAGUUCCUCAUAAAUGGUUUUGAAAAAAAGUAAAUAUUCUAAGUGAAAGAGGAAAAGAAAUGUGUAUUGAACACAUAGCUGCACAUCCAGUGACUGGUUUUUAUAACUAGAUUUCGACUCAAUUGGUGCAGCACUGCUUGUUGAGAGAAAGUACAUGUCAUAUGAACAUGCAAGCAAAGGAAGACAUGUAGGUCUUUCCUAUUUAACAUGUGCAUUUAAGUGAAGUUGCUCUUAAUAAACUUAAAUUUGUGAA